Cercopithifilaria johnstoni is the source of this 1089-nucleotide messenger RNA. The record is from the annotation of a GenBank genome assembly. Lineage: Eukaryota; Metazoa; Nematoda; Chromadorea; Rhabditida; Onchocercidae.
AUGGGAAAAGGGCGGAAAAAUAAACCAUACCGACAGAUGGAUGAACGCUUCCCACCAAAGUCCAAGAGAAGCACAAACUUUGGAGGACCCGCGAAUGAUGGCAAAGAGCCAGCAAAACCCGCGAAUGAUGGCAAGGGGCCAGCAAAACCCGCAAAUGAUAGCAAGGGACCAGUAAAACCUGCGGAUGAUCGCGAGGGGUCAGUAAAACCUGCGAAUGAUCGCAAGGAGUCAGCAAAACCCGCCGAUGAUCGCAAGGGGUCAGCAAAACCCGCCAAUGAUCGCAAGGGUCCAGCAAAACCCGCGAAUGAUCGCAAGGGUCCGGCAAAACCCGCGAACAAUCGCAAGGGGCCAGCAAAACCCGCGAAUGAUCGCAAGGGGACAGCGAAACUCGCAAAUAAUCGCAAGGGGCCAGCAAAACCCGCGAAUGAUGGCAAGGGGCCAGCAAAACCUGCGAAUAAUGGCAAGGGGCCAGCAAAACCUGCGAAUAAUGGCAAGGGGCCAGCAAAACCUGCGAAUAAUGGCAAGGGGCCAGUACCAAAUCGUCCGAAUCGUAGACGUCAACGACGUUCGAAGAAGCGAGCUUUGAUAAACAACUCAGUGAUAGUGCCAGGCGGCCCCAUGCGUACUACCGAACGAAAAAACUAUUCUCGCUUUAAGCGACGAAAGACUGGCAUACCGAAUCAAAAUACAGGUGCGACGGUUGAGCAGAGUCGAAUUAGAAACACCGAUGCGUUCGUUCCCAAUGUUUCAUACCCUCGUCAAUUUUAUGGUUAUACCGAGCAGGAUAAUGACGAUGAGCCUCAGCUCUCUUGUUCAGUUUGCCGUUCAAAGGUUUUGAGAAAAUUCCUGGAACUUCAUGCAUGGAUGCAUCUCUCAUGGUUAGUUCAGGUCGGAGAUCGAUAUCCCUUCCAGUGUACGCGUUGCGAUUUUUCUGCUUUCCGUAUUCCGGAUGUGGUAUGUCAUGCCAAGGAGGCACAUGGUAAUGUGGGUACCAGUCUAUUUCAUCCAACUGUAUCAGAUGAAAUUUUGCAAUCUUUUUUUGAAAAAGUUGUAGAAUGCUUUCCACCUACGAUUUCCAAUAAUGUAUAA